GCGCAAUUCAACACAUCUCGAUUGAAUUUGUAUACGAUCAAAACAUGGCUGCUGGUUAAGAAAGGAUCAGCUGUGGAUGCUGUUAUAGCAUCAUUGCUGAUUGUUCUAAGUAAUAUUUUAUACAUUAUUUAUCUAGCAUGAUGAAACUACGAGAUUUUUGCUGCCUGAAACAAUUUAGAAACUUUCCUUAUCCGCUAUUGCCAUGAUGUUUCAUGUAGCGUAUACUAAAAUAAUCAUCUUCAUAUUUGUAGUGAUUUAUAAUUUAGAUAAUUUGAAGAAUUGUGAGUGCCAACUUGUUAUCAAUGUAAAAAAUCAAGGAGGUGAUAUUGUUCAGGAGUCUAUUACUUCUAACAUUACAGAGGAUACGAUCACAUUGGAAUUUCAGCGGCCGGAAGGAACCUUAAUUACUCAAUUUGUAGACUUUAGAUCGGAGGUUCAAAUCUUCCGUGUCCUUGUAUUGGGUGAAGAGGAGAGAGGUCAAAGCCAGUACCAAGUGCUGUGCUUUGUGACUCAACUCACUAAGAAUGAUUUUAUAUCUGCUGAUGCUAUGUCCAAGCUCAGACAGCGUAACCCUGGUGCAGUACGCCAGCCAGAAGAGGACAGGGGUCGAGAACUCCUGGAGAUGGAUUUGAGUGUAGAGUUGGAUAAGUCUUCCGUCAUCUCUCCCCAUCUUCCCAACCUCUGUGAAGAGGCCACCCACUCCGCCUAUGCAAGGGAGGUAGACUUGCGAUCAUGGGCCAGCCCCAAAGCUCUUAGUAGAGACAUUGUGACCUUGACUUCAGCUGUUAAGCGCUCUCCACCUCCCAAGCCCGUCCGUUGCAAUGAGAACAGUAAUUUGUGGCAACCCUGCCAGUGCCGUCUAGAAAUAUGUGUUGGUUGGUAUCCAUGUGGUCUUAAAUAUUGUCGUGGAAAGGACUCCUCUGGUAAAGCUAUCAGUUACCGAUGUGGCAUUAAAACAUGUCGCAAAUGCCGUGCAUUUGAGUUCUUCGUUCAGCAGAAACAGCAAUGCUUAUGGGAUGAGUGAAUACCAUAAAAAUUAAGCAUUGAUGAUCUGGCAUUGGUUUAAGUUAAUCUUUAAAUGAUAGAUGUUCUUAAUUUAUGAGAUAUUUUGACCUUUUAGUAUAAAUAAGCCAUUUUCUUAAGCAUAUUUAAGUGAAUUUGAAAAUCCAUUUCAUAUUGAUACUCAGUUAAAGAAUUUUAAUCAUUUCAUCAUUAAUUUCUUAUUUUAUAAUUUCAAAGUAUAUUAAGCUUUGAAAUAAAAUGAAAAAAAGAAACAGCUAUAAUACUUUGAAACAAAACCAAUAAAACAUCUUAUUAUUAGCUUUUACUAAUCCUUGAGUUAACUUGUCAUUCAAUACUAUUUUGUAUUUCAAAUGCUGGAUUAACUGAAGACAAGAAUAUUUCAUUUUCAAAAAUAUUAAAUACAAACCACUGUGUUAUAGGCUGGAAUAAUUUUGACUACUAAAAAAAAUUAAAAAUGUUAUACACUCUAGGCGCACUCUUAAAGCAUUCUAUUUUCCUUUGGUCAGGUAAGAUAAAGAUAACUUAAUAGUUGUAAAUUGUACAGAUCUGUCAGGUAGUAGGAAAAACUGACCCUGUUAAUUCUAAGCAUCUUGUAUACGAGUGCCAUUUUUAAUAAUAAGUUUUUAAAAAUAUUAUUGUUUUGCUGGUUAAUGCUGGAAUUUUCCAGAUCAUCAAUGCUUAUUGAUUAAAUCACCUUAAAUUUGAUUCUCCAUGGACAAAACAACAUCAUCAAGUAGUGAUAGAAUUUUUUGAGUCAAGCAUCAUUUGCCUUGGAUGGUAAGUUUUGUUGAAACCAUCCCUCAUAAUAUAUAUACAUAUAUAUAUAUAUUAUAUAUAUAUACAUAAUACCCUUCUGCUCUAAAAAAUCUUUUGUUACUGAGAAAGGUUUAUGAAGAGAAUGCAUUUUUUGAAAUGUGUUUGUUAGAAUAGGCUCUGUGUUUACAUUUUUAAAGCUUACUGUGUGAAGUUAAUGAUUGCAAGUAGAAUCAGUUAAAGUUUGGAAAUGUGAUUGAAUAGAAACUCUAAUCUACUCAUCUGAAGUUUUAUAACAUGUUAUUCAUAUAUGAAAAAGAUAAAAUGUGAAAGGAAGUGCACUAAUUCGUGUUCCCUAAAAGUUCCAUUAUUUGUCAGAAUGUUUCUGUUGCAUAAAUUGUUAUGUAACAUUUUUAUAUAUAUCAGUGUUGCACAAUAUCAUUUGUCUGUUCAAUUCAUGUUAUUGCAA
Messenger RNA from Argiope bruennichi, 2245 nucleotides. It is a transcript of the gene oaf, whose product is annotated as out at first protein-like. The record is from RefSeq and is a predicted model, not a curated record. Bases 203 to 1024 code for a protein of 273 amino acids. Lineage: Eukaryota; Metazoa; Arthropoda; Arachnida; Araneae; Araneidae. The transcript has 4 exons.